This is a messenger RNA of Macroventuria anomochaeta, 2001 nucleotides long. RefSeq lists its product as uncharacterized. Lineage: Eukaryota; Fungi; Ascomycota; Dothideomycetes; Pleosporales; Didymellaceae. Gene Ontology annotation, molecular function: nucleic acid binding; 3'-5' exonuclease activity. Bases 1 to 2001 code for a protein of 666 amino acids. The record is from RefSeq and is a predicted model, not a curated record. The transcript has 3 exons. Gene Ontology annotation, biological process: nucleobase-containing compound metabolic process.
AUGGACAACGCUACGGACACAGACUACCCACCGAAUUCGGCUGAUGAGAGCGCGAGCAAGUCUGAACAGAAUGGCUCUGAGGCCGAUACGCCCGAAGAGGAUACCAGCGAAACUUACACACCCCUUGAGUUCCAGAUACCUGAAGAUGUUCUGCGUGCUGCAAUGACUGCCCCUGAAAAUACUAAAGCAAGCUUCUGGAGCAGUAACCUAUAUCGCGGACCAGGGGACAAGCAAAUAUUUGUGCAUUACUGCAAGACUAAAGAGGUGGCCGAGAGAGUUGCUCAACACUUUAUCAAUGAGAAGGUUGUCGGAUUCGACAUCGAGUGGAAGCCGUACUCGCACCCUUUCUCAAUUAAGAAGAACGUGUCUCUGAUUCAACUUGCUUGCGAGGGCCGAAUUGCGCUUUUCCAUGUCGCACUAUUUUCAGGAUCAACUGCAGCGCAACUCAUGCCAUCAACCUUGAAGACCAUUCUCGAGUCGCCAGAGGUGUGCAAAGUCGGCGUCGCUGUCAAAGGAGACUUUAGUCGCCUCGUCAAAUAUCUUGGGGUCAAACCUCAAGGCAUCUUUGAGCUAAGUCGACUGCAUAACCUAGUUCAAUAUUCUGCGACAGACCCAAGCAAGGUCACCAACAAGCUCGUAGGCUUAGCUGCGCAGGUACAACAACACCUGCAGUUGCCGCUGUACAAAGGUGGCCACCUUGUCGACGACCCAGAAGACUUGUCCAACGUCCGCUCCAGCGACUGGAGUUUGCCAUUGAAUCAUCAGCAAAUCCAUUAUGCUGCAGCGGACGCAUACGCUGGAUUCCGUCUAUACGAUGUUCUCGAAGAAAAGAGGAAGCAUCUGAAGCCCACCCCACCUCGACCUUUGGUAUGUGAUUAUGACUCAAAACCUAAACCGAGGUCGAGCGACAGCAAGCCUCGUAAGAAGCGUACGACCGUUACGAAGACCGGUGGAGCUGCAGGUGCCAUUGUAGAGGAGACUAAUGCGCCGGCGGAACAAGAGAAGGGGCCGGAAGAAGAUGUGGAAGAGGAUCCAAAGCAGUCGCAAGAUACAGAAGGUUACGAAACCGCCCAGGAAGAUCUUUUGGACAGUCAUCAGCUCGAAGGUGAGGAGCCGGAAUCCUCAGAAGAGAGCUAUGAGUCGACAGACGAGAGCAACAAUGACCCAACUCAGAGACGUGUUGGUCGUAUCAAUCUGAGCCGCCUCAGAGGACUGGAUCUCGGUUAUCCGACGCUUCCAAAGCUUCGCGGUGGUGAAGAAUCCGACUUGUCGUCAGACGAGGAUCUCGUCGAUAUUUCAGAAAGAUUCAAGAAAGAAAUGCUCGACCAGAAUGAUGGCCCGACAGAGCAAUCAGAAGAAGACGAGGAGACUGACGAGUUCGAAGACUCAGAACUCGAAGAGGCGUUACAGGGCCUGAGGAUCGACAGCGAUGGAAAGCUGCAAGAAGCCACAAACGACGCUGCCACGGGAAGAGAGAUCAAGGAUAACAAGCCAGGUGAAGCAGCACCACCAGCCACUACCGCAGACGGCUCAACCUCCUCCGAAGAGCAGCGCCUCAUUGACCUGCUCAACGAUCCAGCUCAACCCACAGCCUCCUCACCCACAACCCCACAACCCCCCGACGAACCUAUUACCGAACAACCCCAACAACCCUCCCACACCCCCGAAUACGACCUAGCAACAUCCUGGGCCCUCACAUACCUCUCCUCCACUAUCCCGUCCCCCAACUCGCACACACCCUCACACAUCCGGGCCACGAUCCCGCACCUGCGCGCCUACAACAUGUGGCACCACCAGUCACUCUCUUUGAGCGAGAUAGCGCGGCACUUGCGCAAGCCGCCGCUGUCGGAGAGCACGGUGGGGAGCUAUGUGCUGCAGGCGAUUGUGCUAGAGAGGAUGGAGUAUGAUCGGGAGGCGGUGAGGGGUGUGUUGAUGGGGAUGCCGGAAGCCUUGAGGAGGGGGAAGUGGAGGGGCUUGGCGGAGAAGGUUGGUGCUAGGUGA